Messenger RNA from Rotaria sp. Silwood2, 780 nucleotides. The record is from the annotation of a GenBank genome assembly. NCBI's taxonomy places the organism in Eukaryota, Metazoa, Rotifera, Eurotatoria, Philodinida, Philodinidae.
AUGGAAGCAUCAAAUUUUGCCUGUUUCUUUGACAUUGAUGGUGUUAUUACAAAAGGUCCAAAUUUCAUAACAGCUGCUAAACCAGCAAUUCAAACAUUGAUUCAGCUCAAUGUACCUGUUGUAUUUGUUUCAAAUACAUGUAUGCUCGAAUCGGAUAAAGCUAAACAAUUAUCAGCUGUACUUGGAGUAACUAUUCAUCCUGAACAAGUUGUUCUUGCUCAAACACCAAUGCGUACAUUAACUGAUUUUCAUAAUAAACAUGUACUUGUUUCUGGACAAGGUCAAGCUGAAGACAUUGCUCGAAUGAUCGGUUUUAAAAGUAUAACAACAAUUGAAAAAGUUUGUGAAGCAUUUCCAGAAUUAGAUAUGGUUAAUCAUAUGAAUCGGGUUAGAUUAAGUGAAAUGAUUAGUACUCAAGGUCUUGUUCAUGAUGAGAAUUUUCGUCCUAUUGAAGCUAUUGUUUUACUUGGUGAACCCAUUCAAUGGGAAAGAUCAUUACAAGUUAUUAUUGAUCUUCUUUUAACUGAUGGUAAUCCUGCUAUUAUACCAGAUGAUUCAAAUACUAAACACGAUCAUAUACCUAUUAUUGCUUGUAACAGAGAUCUUGUAUUUAAAGCUGCUGCAGAUUUACCACGUUUUGGUCAUGGUGCUUUUCUUACAUGUUUAGAAACAUUAUAUAAAGAAUCAUCGAAAAUACUUAUAAAUGAAAGAAAAUCACGAGAAAUCGUUAGAGAUCACCAAGAAUAUUGGCAAUUACUUAAAAUCAAUAAAAAUCAAUAA